AUGAGCAUUCAAGAACUGCAAGGAUCCUUUGAGGCACAUGAACAAAGAAUGAAAGAGCGCAGUGGUGAAAAGAAUUCAGAAGUUGCACUACAAGCACAAUCCAAUAACAAAGACAAAAGAGGCAGAGGCAAAUGGAGAAGUGGAAAACGGAGAAAUUACAACAACACAAAUGCAAGAAAUCAACAAGAUCAUAAUGGUAAUAGACAAGGUGGUUCAAGAAAUCAUCAAAGAGGAGGCAACAGUCAAAAGGGACGAGGUGGCAAGAAGAAGUUUGAUAAAAGCAACAAGAGGGAAUCACAACAAGAUAAUGCAAAGUUUGCUCAUGAAGAGCAAGAUGAUGAACCUGUAAUGUUGAUGGUAACCACUAAGGAAGAUGAAGUGGGAACAAAUUUAUGGUACUUGGACACGGGAUGCUUAACUCAUAUGUCUGGAAGGAAAGAUUGGUUCAUCAAUCUUGAUGAAUCAAUGAAAAGUAAAGUGAAAUUUGCAAACAGUAGCUCACUUAUGGCAGAGGGUGUAGGAGAAGUUCUAAUUCAAAAUAAGAAUGGAAAACAGUCAAAGAUUUCAGAAGGUCUAUUUGUCCCUGGAUUGAAGUGUAAUCUUCUAAGUGUUGGUCAGCUGCUUGAGAAAGGUUACAUGAUGAAACUUGAGGAUAAGCAACUGAAAGUAGAUCUCAAGAAGAUGAACAUAAAAGGUGUGGUGAAAGGACUACCUCAAAUACAAGAACCAACUGAAAUGUGUGAAGAUUGUGUCCAAUCCAAACAACAUAGAAGUCAUUUCAGCAAGCAUAUGGAAGUCAGGUCAAAGGAGAAGUUGGAAGUGAUCUAUUCAGAUUUUGUGGCCCUAUGCAAGUUGACUCAAUUGGAGACAAUAGAUCAGCUUAGAAGGAAGCUAGAUGAUAAAGGAGAGCAAAUGGUAUUGAUGGGAUACCAUGCAACAAGAGGAUACAAACUGUAUGAUCCUAUUAAUAGAAAAAUAGUGAUCAACAGGGAUGUUUUAGUUGAUGAGAUUAAAGAAUGGAAGUGGAGCACUGAAUAA
Molecule: messenger RNA, 1038 nt
Organism: Cicer arietinum (chickpea)
Lineage: Eukaryota; Viridiplantae; Streptophyta; Magnoliopsida; Fabales; Fabaceae
Source: RefSeq, a predicted model, not a curated record